GAUAAUAACGACCCCAUGGCUGAAGAAACGACGAGAGAAUAAUUGUCGUUUGUUGUCAUUUAUGUUUUCUUCCAGUUUCAGUCGAAAGAUGUCGUUGUUCCAUCAUUCUUUCCUUUUCGAUCCAUUUUCCUGAGAAACUAACAGUCCUGUUCAGACAUUCGAUUUUCCCACUCAGCCAAUCUUCUUCUCGAACUCUCCAAGUUUCAAUCCAAAAUUUCUCACUCGCAAGCGAAGAAAAACCGUUUCGAGCUCAAUUUUCCCGAGAACCAAACGCACAUCUAUCAACUGAUGAUCAAGGUGACAGAAGCAAGUUUCCGAGCGCUCAAUUUAACGAAGUAUCCAUGCCUUGAGAAUUCACGAAAAACCCUACCUUCAUCACUUUCUGUCGGGAAAAAUGGACAAAGAAACCGAAAUCCUCUCGCGCCUAGCCGCGAACCACCUGUUCCUCGCCCAAUUCGAACCUCUCAGGGCGAUAAUCCACGCUCUACGAGCCAAGGACCCCGAGCUUGCCCUCGCCGUGCUCCAGACGAUCGUCGCUCGCUCCGGCCGGUUCGAGAACGUUCUGUGGUCUUCCUCGUGUCCGUCGCCGUCUCUUCUCACGUACUUGGCGACUCUCGAGCUUCUACAAUUCGACAACGCCUCGUCGGUUUGGAGCUUCGAUCGCGAGACGCUGCGAUUGCGAGCCGAGUUUUUGUUACUGGUUCAGCACCUGAUCGAUCGGGUUUCGGAGACUAUGAGGAAGAAUUUCGAUUUGGAGAGCAUCGGUAAAGAGAGAGAAAGCGAGAGCUUCGAGGAGAGAGGAGAGUUAUUGGAUAAGAGUGAGGAUAAAAGCGACGAUUUGAGAGCUGCGAGCGGCGAAUGGGACGGAGCCGUCAGAGUUUUGGACAGAAUUUUGGAGUUGGGAGUGAAGAGGUUGAAGGCUGAUGUAGUUGUACACGAUGGUGAUGACGAUAAUCAUACUCCGAAUCAGGCCAUUGCAAUCGAGGAAGCCGAAUUCGUGUGCUUGAGGAAGGUAAUUUGGGAGUAUUCGGAUGUUUUUGAUGCAUUGUGUUUGAAUAUACAGAAGCAAUUGAGAGGCUGGGAAGGCUAUGACUCUUCUGGUUUAGCAAUAAUGCCGCGGAGGGACGGGAAUGCGGUUGUGGAGACGUCUGGGGAAGAAGAAGAGGAUGUGAAGAUUCUUGGUUUGAUACAAAGGAGUGUCCAAUUAGCUCAUUUAGACGCCAUUAGAGAUUGUGUUAAAGAGGGUAAUGUGAAUGAAGCUGUUUCGCACAUUCGCUUUCUUAAUCUUGAUUACGGAGUUGAGGAGUCCGAGUAUCGCAUUAUAUUACUGGAUCUCCUGAAGGUUGUUUCUCUGGGAAGGGAGGGAUAUGGGGACUCCUGGCAUGCCAAGAGAGAAAAGUUGCUGAUGAUUUAUGGUGCAGCUCUUGCAUCAAAGUGCAGACGUCUCAGUCAGAUGUUACAGGUUCUUCAGGAUGAGUUGCUUCGGGAAGAGAUAGAGUCACAUAGAUCUCUUGACAACAACCAGAUUCCACCACCUCUUGAAUGUUUCCAGAGAUAUGUUGUAGAGUUGGAACUUGAUUCAGAUUUUGACAGAACCUCGUCCCUAACCAAUGCAGUCAGUUCUUGUACGAGAGACAUGUACCAUUAUGCUCGUGUGUCUGGAAAACAUGUUUUUGAAUGUGUCAUGGAUACUGCCCUGUCUGCUGUAAGGAGGGAGCAACUUCAAGAAGCUAGCAAUAUUCUUUCACUGUUUCCCCGACUUCAGCCUCUGGUAGCUGCCAUGGGUUGGGAUUCGUUAUCUGGAAAGACUGCCGCACGAAGGAAAUUAAUGCAACUUCUUUGGACGAGUAAGUCACAAGUACUUCGGCUGGAAGAGUCUUCUCUUUAUGUUAGCCAAUCGGAUGAGAUAUCUUGCGUGGAACAUCUCUGUGAUUCUUUGUGUUAUCAGCUUGAUCUUGCCUCCUUUGUUGCCUGUGUCAAUUCUGGUCGAUUAUGGAAUUCAAAGUUUUCAUUAAUAUUAUCUGGAAAAGAACAAGUAUCAUUUGGAAGUGAAGAUGCUCAAUUAGACCCUUUUGUUGAAAACUUUGUGUUGGAAAGACUUUCGGUUCAAAGUCCUCUUCGGGUUUUGUUUGAUGUCGUGCCUAGCAUCGAAUUCCAGGAUGCUAUUAAAUUGAUCAGCAUGCAGCCAAUUGCUUCUGACAUAGCAGCCUGGAAGAGGAUGCAGGAUAUUGAACUUAUGCACAUGCGUUAUGCUCUGGAAUCAGCAGUUCUUGCACUUCGAGCAAUGGAAAGGAGCAUGGAUAGUGAAAUAGAAAGUCGUCAUCCGGAGCCCUUUUGUUUUUUGAAAGAUCUGCAGAGCCACUUGGAGGCUAUCACUAAUAUUCCACGCAAGAUAAUGGUGGUGAAUGUUGCAAUCUCACUCUUGCAUAUGGAUGGUCUUUCUCUUAAUUCGGCGCAUUGCAUUUCUUCUCGGAGCUCUACUGAGUCAACACGUACUUGUGUAUGGGAACAUACUGAUCUCCCAUCUGAAGGGGGAAACAAAUUGGUUAUAUCUUUCGUGGGACUGCUACUUGAUAUAUUGCAUCGUAAUAAUGUUCCUUCAACUAUAAGUGAACUACAGCAUGCUCAGAGUGAUGGUUUAACGUCAACUGGAAGACAAGCAUUAGAGUGGAGAAUAUCACUGGCUAACCAUUUCAUUGAGGAGUGGCGAUGGCGAUUGUCAAUUUUGCAGCGUCUUCUUCCAUUAGCUGAGCGCCAGUGGAGAUGGAAGGAGGCAUUGACCGUACUACGUGCGGCCCCAUCUAAACUACUUAACCUUUGCAUGCAAAGAGCGAAGUAUGACAUUGGAGAGGAGGCAGUCCAUCGAUUUUCACUAUCUGCAGAGGACAAAGCCACCCUGGAGUUAGCUGAGUGGGUGGAUAAUGCUGUCAGAAGAGCAUCUGUGGAAGAUGUGGUGUCUCGUGCUGCUGAUGGGACUUCUACAUUGCAAGAUUUAGAUUUCUCUUCAUUGCGCUCCCAGUUAGGUCCUUUGGCUGCUAUUCUUCUUUGUAUUGAUAUUGCUGCAACUUCAGCACGGUCGGCAAAGAUAUCUCAGAAGCUUCUCAAUCAGGCUCAAGUUAUGCUAUCUGAGAUAUAUCCAGGUGUCUCCCCAAAGAAAGGCUCCACAUACUGGGAUGAGAUCCUUGAAGUAGGAGUUAUUUCUGUUUCACGAAGGGUCCUAAAGCGUUUAAAUGAGUUCUUGGAUAAGGAUAACCCUCUGGCCCUUCAAGAUAUUUUGACUGGAGAACUUUUCAUUUCUUCGCCAAAAGAGUCCCAACGACAGGGGCAAAGGGAACGUGCUCUUGCGAUGCUACAUCAGAUGAUUGAAGAUGCUCACAAUGAAAAACGACAGUUUCUUAGUGGUAAGCUCCACAAUCUUGCAAGAGCUAUAGCUGAUGAAGAAACAGAACCAAAUCUUCUUAAAGGGGAAGGUCCAUCUACUGAUCAGAAGGCAGUUUCUGAGUUUGACAAGGAUGGGGUUCUUGGGCUAGGAUUAAGAGUUAUCAAACAGAAAGCUUUACCUUCAGCUACUGGAGAUAUUAGUGAGCAACCUGUGGAUUAUGAUGUAAAGGAGACUGGGAAGAGAUUGUUUGGUCCAAUAAGUAACAAACCCACAACCUAUCUUUCACAAUUCAUUCUGCAUAUUGCUGCAAUUGGAGACAUAGUUGAUGGAACUGAUACAACUCACGACUUCAACUUUUUCUCACUUGUGUACGAAUGGCCCAAGGAUCUUUUAACUCGUCUUGUCUUUGAUCGAGGGAGUACUGAUGCUGCUAGCAAGGUGGCUGAUAUUAUGUGUGCUGAUUUUGUCCAUGAAGUUAUUUCAGCAUGUGUACCUUCAGUUUAUCCUCCACGGUCCGGUCAUGGAUGGGCAUGCAUUCCAGUUCUUCCCUCCUGCAAUAAGAAUGGUUCAGAAAAUACAGUACUGUCUCCCUCUUCUAAAGGUGCAAAGCCUAAUUGUUAUAGCAGAUCACUGUUGCCCGGCAUCCCUCUAUACCCUCUACAGUUGGAUAUCGUAAAACACUUGGUUAAAAUUUCCCCAGUUAGGGCUGUUUUAGCAUGUGUUUUUGGGAGUAGCAUUUUAUACAGUGGGAAUACCUCUUUUGUGUCGAGCUCUCUGCAUGGUGAAUUGUUUCAGGCGCCUGAUACAAACCAUUUGUUUUAUGAGUUUGCUCUGGAUCAAUCCGAGAGGUUCCCGACUUUAAACCGAUGGAUACAAAUGCAGACUAACCUACAUCGAGUUUCAGAGUUUGCAGUAACAGCCAAGCAAACUGCUGAUGGGGACGAGGUUAAAGCUGAAGCUAGAGAUGCUAUUAAGAGACUCCGUGAGCAUGAAAGUGAUACCGAGUCUGAGGUUGAUGAAAAUGUUAGUGGCAGCAAUAUCUCAACAAAUUUGCCAGUUGUCAACGGCCAAGAUGGCACAGCUCCUGAGACAUCCUGGAAUGAUUCCCCAAAACCUGAUGUUGCUGAACUUGAUAAUUCAGUUUUCCUUUCUUUUGAUUGGGAGAAUGAAGAACCCUAUGAGAAAGCAAUAGAACGAUUGAUUGAUGAAGGGAAACUAAUGGAUGCUCUUGCGCUCUCUGACCGGUUUCUACGCAAUGGAGCCUCUGAUCAAUUGCUGCAGCUACUUAUUGAACGCGGGGAAGAAGACCAAUCAAUAUCUGGACAAUCUCAAAGUUAUGGAGGCCAUAGCAUUUGGAGCAAUAGCUGGAAGUACUGCCUGCGUUUGAAGGACAAAUGGCUGGCAGCUAGACUUGCCCUCAAGUAUAUGCAUAGAUGGGAACUUGAUGCUGCGUUGGAUGUUCUUACAAUGUGCAGCUGCCACCUACCUCAAAACGAUCCAAUUAGGAAUGAGGUUGUGCACAUGAAACAAGCUUUGCAGAGGUACAACCACAUACGGAGUGCAGACAAUCAUUAUAGUAGCUGGCAAGAGGUUGAAGCUGAGUGUAAAGAAGAUCCUGAGGGUUUGGCACUUAGAUUAGCUGAAAAAGGAGCUGUUUCAGCUGCCUUAGAUGUGGCUGAAAGUGCAGGACUAUCAAUAGAUUUGCGGAGAGAACUGCAGGGCCGGCAACUUGUUAAACUUUUGACUGCAGAUCCUCUCAGUGGUGGAGGUCCAGCAGAAGCUUCACGCUUUCUUUCUUCAUUACGUGAUUCAGAUGAUGCUCUGCCAGUUGCCAUGGGUGCUAUGCAGCUGUUGCCUAAUUUGCGGUCAAAGCAACUUCUUGUUCACUUCUUCCUGAAGCGAAGGGAAGGAAAUCUCUCUGACGUUGAGGUUUCUAGGCUGAACUCAUGGGCCUUAGGUCUUCGUGUGCUGGCUGCCUUGCCAUUGCCUUGGCAGCAAAGAUGUUCUUCCUUGCAUGAAUAUCCUCACUUGAUAUUGGAGGUUUUGCUGAUGAGGAAACAACUGCAAUCUGCUCCACUGAUUCUUAAAGAAUUUCCUUCACUGAGAGACAAUAGUGUAAUUAUUUCCUAUGCGGCUAAAGCAAUUGCUGUUAAUAUUAGUUCUCCCCCAAGAGAACACCGAGUAUCUAUUUCAGGAACAAGACCAAAGCAGAAAACAAGAACAGGUGCACCUGUGAGAUCUUCCUUUUCUAGCAGUCUAAGCAACUUGCAAAAGGAGGCUCGUAGAGCAUUCUCUUGGGGUCCACGAAAUACUGGAGACAAGCCGGCCCCAAAAGAUGUCUAUAGGAAAAGAAAGAGUUCUGGAUUGACCCCCUCUGAACGAGUUGCUUGGGAAGCAAUGGCUGGCAUUCAAGAGGAACAUGUUUCGACAAGUUCUAUUGAUGGACAGGAGCGGCUUCCCAAUAUGUUGAUUGCUGAAGAGUGGAUGCUGACUGGUGAUCCAAUCAAGGAUGAUUCGGUCCGUGCAUCUCACCGAUAUGAAAGUGCUCCUGACAUUACUCUCUUCAAGGCUCUGCUUUCUCUGUGUUCUGAUGAGAACGUAUCUGCCAAGAAUGCAAUGGACUUGUGUGUUAAUCAGAUGAAGAAUGUGUUAAACUCUCGACAAUUGCCUGAGAAUGCGUCAAUGGAAGUAAUUGGUCGUGCAUAUUAUGCCACUGAAACAUUUGUACAGGGUCUUCUUUACGCUAAAUCCUUGCUGAGAAAGGUUGUUGGAGUUAGUGAUUUGUCGAGUAAUUCAGAGAGAAGUAGAGAUGCUGAUGAUGCAUCUUCGGAUGCUGGUAGUUCUAGCAUGGGUAGUCAGUCCACAGAUGAGCUAUCAGAAAAUUUGUCACAGGCAGACAUCUGGCUAGGACGUGCUGAGCUACUUCAAAGUCUUCUAGGCUCAGGAAUUGCUGUGUCUCUAGAUGAUAUUGCUGAUAAAGAGUCAUCUGCCCGUCUCCGCGACAGGUUAAUCGUGGAUGAACGAUACAGUAUGGCUGUCUAUACUUGCAAAAAGUGCAAGAUUGAUGUUUUCCCUGUAUGGAAUGCGUGGGGCCAUGCUUUGAUUCAGAUGGAGCACUAUACACAAGCUCGUGUAAAGUUCAAACAAGCUCUUCAAUUGUAUAAGGGGGAUCCUGGACCUGUCAUUCUGGAGAUCAUAAAUACAAUUGAAGGAGGUCCUCCAGUGGAUGUUUCAGCUGUUCGUUCUAUGUACGAGCACUUGGCUAAAAGUGCUCCAACAAUCUUAGAUGAUUCUCUUUCUGCCGAUUCAUAUCUCAAUGUGUUGUACAUGCCAUCCACUUUUCCACGUUCUGAGAAAUCAAGGCGGUCUCAAGAAUCUGCCAAUAGUAAUUCCACAUACAGUUCAGAGUUUGAAGAUGGACCACGCAGCAAUUUAGACAGCAUUCGAUAUGUUGAGUGUGUAAACUAUUUGCAAGAAUAUGCACGACAACAUUUGCUCAGCUUUAUGUUUAGGCACGGACAAUAUAGCGAUGCUUGCCUGUUGUUCUUUCCCCCAAAUACUGUUCCUCCACCUCCUCAACCAUCUACAGUAGGGGUGGCAACCUCAUCUUCAUCACCUCAAAGACCAGAUCCUUUAGCAACUGAUUAUGGAACCAUUGAUGAUUUGUGUGAUCUGUGUGUUGGCUAUGGUGCGAUGCCUGUUCUAGAGGAAGUGAUAUCUGCAAGAAUGUGCUCUAUAGAACCUCAAGACGAAGCAGUGAACCAGUAUACUGCUGCUGCACUUGCCCGAAUUUGCAUCUAUUGUGAAACACAUAAGCAUUUCAAUUUUCUAUAUAAAUUUCAGGUUAUCAAGAAAGACCAUGUUGCUGCUGGACUUUGUUGCAUUCAAUUGUUUAUAAAUUCUGCUUUGCAAGAGGAAGCUAUUAAGCAUUUGGAACACGCCAAGAUGCACUUUGAUGAAGGAUUGUCAGCUCGUUAUAAAGGCGAGUCUACUAAGCUUGUUACAAAGGGUGUUAGAGGAAAAAGUGCCUCUGAGAAGCUCACUGAAGAAGGGCUCGUGAAGUUCUCUGCCCGGGUUUCAAUUCAGGUGGAAGUAGUGAAAUCCUUUAAUGAUUCUGAUGGACCACAGUGGCACUACUCGCUUUUUGGAAAUCCAAAUGACCCAGAAACGUUCAGGAGAAGGUGUAAAAUUGCAGAAACUCUCGUGGAAAAGAAUUUUGACUUGGCUUUCCAAGUCAUUUAUGAAUUCAACCUUCCUGCCGUCGAUAUAUAUGCUGGCGUAGCCGCAUCACUUGCUGAGAGAAAAAGAGGCAGCCAAUUGACAGAGUUCUUUAGAAACAUAAAAGGGACCAUUGAUGAUGACGAUUGGGAUCAGGUAUUGGGAGCUGCAAUAAACGUAUAUGCUAACAAACACAAAGAACGGCCUGAUCGUCUCAUAGACAUGUUGACUAGUAGCCAUAGGAAAGUUCUGGCGUGUGUGGUCUGUGGCCGUCUAAAAAGUGCAUUCCAAAUUGCUUCUCGCAGUGGAAGUGUAGCUGAUGUUCAAUACGUAGCUCAUCAGGCAUUACAUGCAAAUGCGCUCCCUGUACUUGAUAUGUGUAAACAAUGGUUGGCCCAAUACAUGUGAUUCAUCGCUCAACAAAGCUACGGCUACUGCAAAUUAAUCUUCUCAAAAUGUACAUAUUCCCGGUAAUUUUUUUCUCCGACUCGGAUGUUUGGGAGCCAUGGAUCUUAAUCAGAGCAUGGUACAAGCAUAUGUACCUAGUUAUGAAUAGAGCAGCUCUUCCACCGAGCUUGGAAAAGGAAGGCGAGUCAUCUUUUUGCUUUUGUUAGCACUGUUUCGGAUAUCUGGAAUUGUUUAAGCUACUUCGAAGGUGAACAUCUCGAGACUGAACAAUCCAUGCCGGCUUAACUCGGAGUUGGAGUCUGAAUUUCAGACUGUCAAGGUGCCAGAGUAACGUGUAAUGCGGAAACUGCAUGGAUGCAAGGAAUAACGGUACCAUAACGGAGUAUGAGUAACGUCUCAAUGAUUUGUUUUGUCCACAUUUAAACAAAAUUUUGUCAAUGAUCAAAAUUUUAAUGAAUACUACAUUGGGUUUCAGUGAGAA
Molecule: messenger RNA, 8489 nt
Organism: Morus notabilis
Lineage: Eukaryota; Viridiplantae; Streptophyta; Magnoliopsida; Rosales; Moraceae
Product: protein DDB_G0276689
Exons: 36
Coding region: 395-8008 (2537 amino acids)
Source: RefSeq, a predicted model, not a curated record